AUGUCUAGUAACAUGUCCCUGGUCAUCUUUGCUCAUGACCUCAACACCAACAAUAAUUUCCUUCUAGUCUUCUACCUGACAGCCCCGAACCUCGGUGAAGCCAUUGCCCCCUUGUACAUUGGGCCGCUGUCAGAAAAGUUUGGUCGUCUACCCAUCUGCCACAUCUUCAACACGAUAUUUCUUAUUUUCACCCUAGUUACGGGUUGCAGUUCCAACAUCAACAUGAUCGUUGCUUUUCGAUUCCUGGCUGGGGCAUCUACUUCGUCCACCUGUCUGAACCCAAGCAUCAUAGGCGAUUUAUAUCCCGUCAAGAACCGCGGCGCUGCCAUGUCUGUCAUGAGCUUGAUACCCAUACUUGGCAGUGCUGUAGGGCCUAUAGCAGGAGGGUAUAUAACACAGGGCCUGAACUGGCGAUGGACGUUUUGGUUAAGCGCCAUGAUGACUGGUAUUUUACUGCUUGUCAGCCUCUGCGUGAUGAGAGAAACCUAUUUGCCUGUGUUACGGCGGGAAGAACACAACGAGAAGAUCAGUUCCAGGUCGAAAUACUUUAAGGGAUGGAAGUGGUCUACCAUCAAGGGACUAUGUUUGCUAGCAGUUCGGCCAUUUACUAUCCUGUUUAGCUCUAAUGUCGCGAUAAUCAUGGCCUGCUACCUGUCGAUCCACUACGCCUAUCUUUCUCUCCUCGCGGCGACCUUGGCUACCACAUUCCAAGAUGCCUAUGGGUUUUCUGAAAGUCACUCUGGCCUCAUCUAUAUAUCCUUGAGUAUGAACUUGACCCUUAACCACUUACACUUCCAAAACCAGGCCUGUUCAUCUACGGCUGGACGUUGCAGCACCAUGUACACUAGAUCGUUCCAACCCUCGCUACCAGCCUGUGUGGGUUCCCUGGCUUCCAGCACGACUCCAAUCAUGAACUAUCUUGUCGAUAUCUUUGGAGAUAGAUCUGCCUCAGCAGUUGCAGCUGUCCUGCCGAUGCGAUACCUCAUGGGAACGUUCCUACCCGUUGCUGCGCCAUACAUGUAUAAAUCUCUCGGAUACGGCUGGGCAAACUCAUUGCUCGCUUUUAUUCUUCUUGCCAUUGUGCCGUUUCCACUACUAGCGACUGUCCAGCCAAAAGCUGUUUCAUCGAUGCAUAGAAUGGAGGCCUACAAAUAG
Trichophyton benhamiae CBS 112371 is the source of this 1155-nucleotide messenger RNA. RefSeq lists its product as uncharacterized. Gene Ontology annotation, biological process: transmembrane transport. Lineage: Eukaryota; Fungi; Ascomycota; Eurotiomycetes; Onygenales; Arthrodermataceae. The transcript has 2 exons. Gene Ontology annotation, molecular function: transmembrane transporter activity. The coding region runs from base 1 to 1155 and encodes 384 amino acids. The record is from RefSeq and is a predicted model, not a curated record.